GUCAAAUGCCAUACGACGGUACUGACUACUGUUUUGUGUUUUCAUUGUUUUCGCAAAAGCCGGCAAUCGGUUUGUUACUACGUUUAUUGUUCCGUAAAUUCCUCAUAUCGAUUUGGUUUUAUUUCAUCAAACAAACUGGUUUUUGUUAGUAAAUUUAUUAAUUCAUCGUUAAAGUUGAAAGCGAUGACUGUCAUAACGCUUAUCUCGUCUAAUAAAUGUUUCGGUGGCUUGCAGAAAAUCUAUUCGCAUAAGUCCAAAGAGUUGGACUGCGAAAUGAAAUUCGCUAUCUUUUUGCCAGCGGCAGCCGAAGACGCAAAGCUCCCGGUUCUCUACUGGCUCAGUGGAUUGACUUGUAAUGAAACAAACUUUAUCCAGAAAUCCGGGGCCCAGCGAUACGCUGCCGAACAGGGACUUAUUGUGGUUUGCCCGGACACUUCCCCCCGGGGAGUGAAUUUACCGGGAGAGGAAGAUUCAUGGGAUUUCGGAAGUGGUGCCGGAUUUUACGUCGACGCCAGUAAGGAUCCUUGGAGCAAACACUACAAAAUGUUUAGCUAUAUAACUCAGGAGCUGAUCGAUGUGGUCCACAAUAAUUUCCCGACGAUCCCGGACAAACAAGCUAUUGCUGGGCACAGUAUGGGCGGCCACGGUGCGUUGAUAUGUGCUUUAAAAAACCCUGGACUUUAUAAAUCGGUCUCGGCAUUUGCUCCGAUUUGUAAUCCGAUCAAGUGCCCUUGGGGUGUUAAGGCUUUUACAGGAUACUUUGGAGAAACUGACAAAGACGAAUGGAAAAAUUGGGAUGCGACAGAGCUAGUCACUGGCUAUAAUGGACCUCCGUUGGAACUCUAUAUUGAUCAGGGCUCGGAGGAUAGUUUUCUUAAGGAUGGUCAACUGUUACCGCAUAAUUUGGUCGAAGCAUGUAAGGCUGCUCAGUUUCCUUGUGUGUUGAACAUGAGAGAAGGAUAUGACCAUAGUUAUUUUUAUGUUGCUUCUUUUAUUGGUGAACAUAUAUCUUAUCAUGCGAGUCACUUCAAGUAAGACCCAAAGCAUGCACUUUGCUAGGGUAGCAUUUAUAUCGAAAGUUAUGGAAAUUAUAAGCUGAAAACUGUUUUAUUAAAGUGAAA
Molecule: messenger RNA, 1121 nt
Organism: Malaya genurostris
Lineage: Eukaryota; Metazoa; Arthropoda; Insecta; Diptera; Culicidae
Product: S-formylglutathione hydrolase
Exons: 2
Coding region: 184-1035 (283 amino acids)
Biological process (GO): formaldehyde catabolic process
Cellular component (GO): cytosol
Molecular function (GO): S-formylglutathione hydrolase activity
Source: RefSeq, a predicted model, not a curated record